GACGUAACGACAUGAAAAGUUUUUUGAGGUUAUCUUCUCAUGUCAAAAAUUCUCUAAAAAAAAUUAUCAAUUUUCCUAGCUGUACCUAGAGUUUGGUAUUUCCUGAUAUUUUAUUAAAAAUUUACACAAAAUGUCCGAUUUUGAAUCAAUAAAUGCUACUGCCGGCAAUCAAGAGCUCAAAGAAAUGAUUAUGGCUGAAAAUCAAAAGGCACAAGCCACAGCACAUGUGCACGAAUUCAAUGAAAUCUGUUGGGACAAAUGUGUAUCGAAACCAGGAUCAAAACUAGACAGCAGUACAGAAACAUGUCUCACAAAUUGCGUUGAGCGCUUCAUUGACACAUCGAUUUUUGUUGCAAAACGUUUUGCCGACAGAUUACAAAAAACUGCCAACGGAUUGUGAAAUGCCUAAAAUGAUGAUUUAGAUAAAUAUGUAUAGCAAUCGAAUGAGUUUCCCGGUUGCCGCCAUGUGUUCUCGUUAUUAAUAAAAAACAAAAUUAAACAACUAA
Molecule: messenger RNA, 506 nt
Organism: Episyrphus balteatus (marmalade hoverfly)
Lineage: Eukaryota; Metazoa; Arthropoda; Insecta; Diptera; Syrphidae
Gene: Tim8
Product: mitochondrial import inner membrane translocase subunit Tim8
Exons: 2
Coding region: 131-400 (89 amino acids)
Source: RefSeq, a predicted model, not a curated record